UAUCGACUUGUCCGCCCACAAAACAAAAAAAAGAAAACCCUAAAGCUCUUUAGCCUCUCUCAUCAGUAAACGCUUCAGCACACUCUCCGAUGGCGAAGAAGGUUCUCAACCCUUUGGAAGAUCCACCAACCGCUUCUUCUUCAAGCGGCGACGAAGAAGUCGAGACCUUAUCUGGCGAAGAAGAUGUAGAACAGACCUCUAAUUCCUCGUCCUCCUCCUCCUCCUCUGAAGAAGAAGACGAUCCCAAAGAUCUCGCCACCCCUAAAACCCUUAAAACUCCCCCAGCCAAUGCUUCAAGUACCGAGUCUGAGGAUUCUGAGUCCGAAUCUGAACCAUCACCUGAGAAGACCAUCGCCGUCGUCGUCACCACCAAGCCCAAGAAAAACGAAUCUACUGCGGCGAAACCAGGGAAGAAGCGAGGGAGUGAAGCAGAGACGACCUCGAAGGACAUGCAUGUCAAAAAAGCCAAGAAAGUUUCAGGAGACGAUGAGAAAAAGCUUUUCCAGAGACUAUGGAGUGAAGAUGAUGAGACCUCCCUGUUACAAGGGAUGAUUGAUUUCAAAGCUGAGAAAGGUACAAGUCCUUAUGAUGAUAUGAAUGGUUUCUUUGAUAUGGCCAAGAACAACAUUAGCUUUGAUGUUAGCAAAAUCCAAUUCGGUGAUAAGAUUAGAUCUUUGAAAAAGAAGUAUUUUGCUAAACAGAAGAAGAAAAGUGGUUUAGAAUCGUCUCAUGAUAAGAAGUGUUUGGAGUUAGCUAAGUAUAUUUGGGGUUCUGAUGGGAAAUUGAAGAAAUUUGGUGGUGACAAUGUUGGAGAAGAGGUGAUUCUUGGAGGAGAUUCUGAGUCUUUGAGUUUGUUUGAGAAGUCUUUUCUGGUUCGGACCAUUGCGGGUCUUGGUGUGGAUGAGUUUUCUGUGAAAGAGAAGUGGAGUAAGGUGUCGUUGGAGACUAAGAAAAGGAUUGAAGAGAAGUUGAAGUUGGUGGAGGCCAAGGAAUAUGAGUUGUUGAGGUUGAAGAGUGACACUUUGAAGGAGGUGGCCUAUGUGAUGACUCGAGGCAUAUAAAGAAGAAGCAAGUUGGAUGUGUAUAGGUUUUAGCGGUUUUAAUCGCAGGUUUUAAUGGAGAUGAUGAUGCAAUGCCUCUUUUUGUUAUCUAUCUACGUUUCUGUUUUUUUAAGUCUUUUGGAUUCUUAUGUGAUGAUUAAAUUAAGAAGAAGAAGAAGAAGAAGAAGACAAAUUAGUUAUCUAAUUAGUCUUUUGGUCGACGAGCAAAGACUAUAUAUGUAAGCUUUGCAUUUUAACUCGUUUGUAAUGAGCGAAGACUAUAUAUGUAUGCUUUGCUUUUGCCUUUUUCUA
Molecule: messenger RNA, 1352 nt
Organism: Camelina sativa (false flax)
Lineage: Eukaryota; Viridiplantae; Streptophyta; Magnoliopsida; Brassicales; Brassicaceae
Source: RefSeq, a predicted model, not a curated record